Molecule: messenger RNA, 769 nt
Organism: Hibiscus syriacus
Lineage: Eukaryota; Viridiplantae; Streptophyta; Magnoliopsida; Malvales; Malvaceae
Product: prefoldin subunit 1-like
Exons: 7
Coding region: 180-566 (128 amino acids)
Biological process (GO): protein folding
Cellular component (GO): prefoldin complex; cytoplasm
Molecular function (GO): protein folding chaperone
Source: RefSeq, a predicted model, not a curated record
GCGGCAAUCUGUUUCUUUGUCUAUCUGACUCUAUCGUCUCGUCUCGUUCAAACAAUCCGAUUUCUAAUUUUCUGACAACCCGACCCUAAGCUGGAAAGGUCCAAAUAGAAGCCAAGUUCCUUCAUCCAGGUCAGAACUGAUGCUUUUAGGGCUGAUUUCUUCUGCUUGAAUCUUCAGAUAUGACCGAAGAAAUUAACAAAACUGCGUUUAUAGAGAUUCAAGGUCGAAUGGUUGAGCUCAAGGGAAAAUUAAAACAGGUGCAAAACCAGAUGCGAACCAAGGAAGGUGAAAAGAAGCGUGCUUUCUUAACAUUGGAGGAGUUGAGUCAGGUGCCUGAUGAUACAAAUACAUACAAAUCCAUAGGGAGAACGUUUGUUUUAGAGCCUAAGGCAGUUUUAAUGAAUGAACAAGAACAGAAGUUGAAAGAUAGUGAGUCUGCAAUUGGUUCAUUACAGACCUCAAAGGAGUACAUGGAGAAACAGCUCGCCGAGGUGGAGAACAACUUGAGGGAGCUGCUGCAACAAGAUCCAGGUCUUGCUCGUCAGAUAAUGUCGAUGAGUGUGUAAUUCGAUGCCCUUAUCAGAAACUUCCUGGUUUAUGGUGUCAAGUUGGUAGCACCGUGAGUCUACAUUAAUUAAUGCUCGUGUUCUGAAUUGGCUACAUUGACUUGGUGUUCUUAAACUCUUACUAUCAAUCUCUUUUCAUGGAUGGAUUGCAUUAAAAAAUUAUAUAACUUCUAAAUCUGAAAUCAUAUUUUGUAAUUAAGAAG